CAGUUUUGUGUACGUGCAGAGUAGAAUAUCGCGAGAUCAAGGCAACUAUAAAUGCAAUUUAAACGGUGGCAUUUACUAUUCGUUAUGUGGGAGAGCUCCCGUUGCGAUGUAAUGAAGAAUUUUAACAAUCAGCUCCAUGUUUUCACGAUUACAUCCGAUUCUGAUGACUGGGAUCUUUCAGAGCCACAGUGUGCUAUCGAGAUCCGGGAGGCUACGUGGUUGCUGCUUCUCACUGUACUAACGGCUGCUUUAGUGGUCUGCGUGAAGCGUUUUAAACGGAAGGCUUCUUUUCAGACUACAUUGGAGUCUAGGGGCAGGAAAAAAGCCAAAACACCAGAGGAUGGAAGUGCGACGUCCGACACUGAUAAAAUUGCCUUGAGGAAGGCAUAUGAAGAAACUCCAAUGACCAAAUCUUUUACAGACCUCACACCAAAAAGUGUGGAAGCUGACAGUGAGCAGAAUGAUGACAUUGGAUUUCAGCUUUUUGCGAUACUGGAAGAGAUUCAGAGCUUGGACCACAUGGUCAGAAAUUUGGAAGAUAAAAAGAAGUGCUGUCAAAAGAUGACCUCCAGGCUGCCAGAGAUGACUGUUGAAACUGGGAGGCUUGAGUGUCACAUAGUGGAGAGCAGUGAAAUAAAUGAGAAACUGUACACAGAGUUAGGUAGGGUUAAUGGGUUUAAAGCAUGUGAAUGUGAGCUGAAAGAUGUGGAGGAGCUAAUGCAAUUAAUAUUGGAGGAAAUGUGCCCAAAGAACGCUUUGCCAAAAAUAAAGGAUGAUCAAAAUGAAGAGGAGUGCAGUGAGCACUUCUUUCCUGAUGUUGUACUUCAAGUUUGCAUCAAGGACAGGACUUUGAAGGAAUGUCUUGAAAUAAUUUUCAAUGAAUUCGAAGCACUGAAACUAUAUGCAAAAAGACUUGAAAAGGAUAAGGAGGCAAUUCAAAUUGAGAAACAGCAUGCAUUGAAACUACUACACGACGCUAAUGAAGCCAAUCUUAGAAUGAGUGAGGAGCUUUGUGCUUUGAAGCAACAGAAAGUGGCAGCUGCAGUAGAUCUCAUCGCCCCAGAUGAAUUACAACAGGAUCUUGAAAAUGCAGUGGAGGCAAAACUGGAGGAGAAAGAGAUGAACCAAAAAUUAGAGGACAUGCUUGUGCGUAUAACAGAUACCAUUACAGUUAUGUAUCAGACAUUGAAAAGUAUAAAAUAGAGAACCUCCUGAAAGAAACCGCAGGAUGGGGAAAACAGCCCUGGACUGAUGAAUCCUAUGGGGGUCUGAUGUUUUUUCUCAGCUUUAUUUCAGAUGUCCACAUAGUUUUAAAAUGAUCGGCACUCUGAUCAUUAUACACAUAGAAGGCCUUAAGUGUUUUUAGUAUGACAUAAGGAAGCCAGUAGGUUGUUUGAUGUAGACUAAAAAGAAGAUUCAAUUAGCUGUUACUAAAAACACAGCGUAGCUACUCAGUGUGGCGAGGUCCAAAGUAUAUUAGCAAGUGAUGACUAUGGUGGUGUACUGACUGCAGUAACUAAAAUGUGUAGACAAGUUUUGCUUCAGAGAAAAGUCAGUAGGCGUAGGAUGAGAAACAACUGUUGUUGAUUGAAAACCUAUUGCAUGUGUUGUGUGUUCCAUCUCAUAUGCUGCCUUUAUUCUGGUGGAAAUCACUUCCUGCUGAUAAAUCAUAAAAUAAUUCUGAAACGACCAAUAAAGACUUCAUUUAAAUGAUAAGUCAUUAACUAACACAGGUUUGACGUUGGUUCAUUGUGUAACAUUUAGUUAACGACUACCAUAGAGUCCUUCUGGCCCCACUAGAUAUUUACGGCUAUUGUAAAAGCAUGAAAAAGACUUAAGGGUGCUGAAGGGACAACCAGUAUCAGGUUAUAAGAAGAAGCCUGUCUCAUGGUUUUUCUCACACCUUUUUUCCUAAUCUGUUGUGACUAGGGAGAGGAAAACAUGUUCCACAAAUUAUAAUGAAGGGCAAGGCAAAGUGAACCAGUGAUAAGUUAAUACACUCUUCAGGCUAGGAAAUUAACAUACAGGUUUUGUCUUUUUUUGCUGUUUUUUACUGCUAAAUGUAUUUCAGUACUUCUUAUUCCAUUGCUUGUUGUAUUGUGUGUCCCAGUGUAUUUGUAAUGAAGCAAUUUUAUGAAAUGGUCCUUUUACCUGCUUUUUCAAUACUUUCUGACUGACUGGUUAUAUCAAAGAGAUACAUCCAUCUAUCCAUUUUGUUCUUUAUUUCUCCUUGUACAAUUUUUUGUAUUAGGGAUUUCUUAGUUGUUGCAUAUCCCUUGGGGUCACCUAUUGUACAGCACCCCUGGUGCAAUUGCAGGUUAAGGUCCUUCUUGGUCAAGGGCUCAGCAGAGGAGAGUCUUUUUUGGCAGUAACAGGGAUUCAAACCAGCAACCUUCUGGAUACCAGCGCAGCUCCUUACCUAGUUAUGCUGUUGUGCACUUUUAACAUCUACUGUAAAUUCUGCAUCUCUGUUUUCCAUUAAAAAGUUCUGGGGAGCUGUAGACUGCCCCAACAGUUUUAGGUGAAAGGUAUAAAUCCACCCUGAACUGUAUUGUGAUUAGAGUACACCAAUAUCUAUAAUUAAUAACUUGAUCAAAUUGUAAUCCAUUAAAUGAAUUUUCUGGACCAACUUUAUCCAUUAUGAGGAUAAAGAAAAAGUUUGUGUGAACUUGUCUAGCAGCAUACAAAGACUGUAUCUGACCCUCUAAAGAAUUAUAGUCCAUCUCAGUUCAUGCCAGUCCAUUUUGGACUCCACAGUUAACCUAACAUGUAUAUCACCAGUUUUGAAAUUUCCGUUUUUUUUACUCUUAUUUUAAAGGAUGACAGGGUGGUUUAGUGAUUGAUGCUGCUGCCCAGCAGUUCCAAAGUCUUGAGUUUUAAUCUCUGUCCAGCUAUAUUCUGUGUUAUACAUUAUGUCUGUGCCUACAAGGGUUUCCUCCCACAU
Erpetoichthys calabaricus (reedfish) is the source of this 2944-nucleotide messenger RNA. RefSeq lists its product as uncharacterized. The transcript is spliced from 2 exons. The record is from RefSeq and is a predicted model, not a curated record. The coding region runs from base 52 to 1203 and encodes 383 amino acids. NCBI's taxonomy places the organism in Eukaryota, Metazoa, Chordata, Cladistia, Polypteriformes, Polypteridae.